AUGACUACAGCAGGAAGACCAACAUGGGAUACUGCUAAAGGCGGUAGAGGAAAAUGGGAAGGGGAUUUAAGUGCCUUAUCAAAACAGUACUCUGUUCGUGACUUACCGGCGCAUACAAAGUUAAAACUCCGUCAAGAAGGCCAAGGAAGACCUGAAGAUGUUCAAGGCAAAGAUUUUAAACGUGCUUUGGAAGAGAAAGAGAAACGAUUGGCUCAAGAAAAAUCCAGUAAAACAUCAACAAAUGCUGUCAGUCAACAAUCAGCAAUUACUAGUGCUAAACGAACUAGUUCUGCUGCUAUAAUGCCAUCAAUGGAUAGUAAUACUAUUGGCAGUAUAAAGCGUCUUCGACCUGAAACAACCAAUAAUGUACCAACAAGUAACUUAGACGCUGAUGAUCCAUGGGAUGAAGACUAUGAUGAAGAUCAAGACGAUGUAGUUAAUGUUAAUAAGACAAAAACAAAGAAUAAAGUUAAAAAUCUAUCUGAAGAUAACUACAAUCAAGAUGAUGAUGGUGCCAAAAUAAAACGUGAAAGAGCUGAAGAGGCGGCUCGUUUGGCUGCUGAAAGAAAAGCAGCCGAAGAAACUAUACGUAUGGAAAAUAUUCUUAAGGGAAAUCCUCUUUUAAAUUCGGCUAAUUCUUCAGAAUUCAAAGUGAAACGAAGAUGGGAUGAUGAUGUUGUAUUUAAAAAUUGUGCUCGAGGUGAAGUCGAUCAUGUGAAACGAGGUUUUGUCAAUGAUACACUACGUUCUGAAUUUCAUAAGAAAUUUAUGAAAAAAUACAUUCAGUAA
Messenger RNA from Trichobilharzia regenti, 789 nucleotides. The record is from the annotation of a GenBank genome assembly. Lineage: Eukaryota; Metazoa; Platyhelminthes; Trematoda; Strigeidida; Schistosomatidae.